This is a messenger RNA of Zychaea mexicana, 1653 nucleotides long. RefSeq lists its product as uncharacterized. The record is from RefSeq and is a predicted model, not a curated record. The coding region runs from base 1 to 1653 and encodes 550 amino acids. Gene Ontology annotation, molecular function: DNA-binding transcription factor activity, RNA polymerase II-specific; RNA polymerase II cis-regulatory region sequence-specific DNA binding. Lineage: Eukaryota; Fungi; Mucoromycota; Mucoromycetes; Mucorales; Lichtheimiaceae. Gene Ontology annotation, biological process: regulation of transcription by RNA polymerase II. The transcript has 4 exons.
AUGGUCAGCAACCAAGACAAUGUUCCUAAUGCGACCCAUGUCGACUAUUUGGUCAAUCAGUCCAAGUCGCCGGUGCAAGGCAACAAUAAUAACAGCAGCCCCAGCCCUCCUAUGGCAGUACUACCACUCAACUCGAGCGCCAAGUUGGAUCAGGAACCUAAUCCAUUUGAGCAAAGUUUCUCGACUGUCGCUGUAUCCGAUCGACCAGACAGAAGAAACGGGAGCAUAAGCACAGCAACUAGUAGUAGUGGCAGCAGCAAUGGUGGUGGUGGUAGCAUUCAUAGUCACACUGGCAGUAACCAUCAACAUAACCAACAACACCAACUUCAUAAUAAUAAUAAUAAUCAGCAGCAGCAGCAGCAAAAGACAAUAUUGCCACCUGUGGCAGCUAUCACUAGCCCAGUCCCGCCUUUGUUGCGCAGUGGUGUAUUGCCCAAAGAUGUUGCCAAUCAAAUUGCGUGGAACUCGCUUCGUGCUGGUCCGUUAUCACCGUCCAUGCUACAGGGUCCUCAGAGACCGCCCGGGAUUGGCGAUGGAGUCAUUCCACCUAAUAGUAAUAGUAAUAGCAGCACUGCUACCACACACAGCACGGCUGCUACUGGUACCACUUCCAUAUCGGCAUCGUCACCCUUACAACAGCAACAAAGACCCAUGAGUCACAUAUAUGCUCCUGAUCCCGCACUUUCAUUUGCCAUGGCUGGUCCGGCGGUGGAUGAAACUCCUGCGUCCAAUGACUAUGUGAACGCACGGUCCGGGUCCAUGAGUAGCUCCGCUAGUGGUCCAAGCAUUUCAUCCGCGACGGGUGGUCCAAGUGGUGGUGGUGGUGGCACCUAUCGAACAUUCAGACAAGACCACCACCAUCAACAGCGACAACAACGGUCACGUCGAUCUUCUGCGGAAGCUAACCUCACGACAGCCACUACCGCUACCACUGUGACCUCAUACGAUACUAAUAACGACGAAGACGAUGACAACAUCGAUCCUUUCAAUGAUGAUGAUAGCAGUAAUAAUACCAGAACUAAAAAACGAACACGUAUAUCCAAUGACAAGGACGAGGAUGACGAGAAACGCAAAAAUUUCCUUGAACGGAAUCGGAUUGCUGCGCUGAAAUGUCGACAACGUAAAAAGCAGUGGCUCAAUAAUUUGCAGGCAAAGGUUGAGUACUUGACAAACGACAAUGAACAACUGCAGAUCCAGACCAACGCUCUAAGGGAGGAAAUCGUCAGCUUGAAAACGCUGCUUUUGGCGCAUAAGGACUGUCCUGUCGCCCAGCAACAGCAGCACGAUGUGUUUACCGGCUUACAGCAGCAGCAGCAGCAGCAAAACAAGAAUACCAUGGCAACAACAGCUGCUAGCAAUAACAAUAACACCACUACUUUCAUGCAUGCUCAUUCUCAUCAUUCUCAGCAACCUCUUCCAGCCCACCAUCAUCGUCAUCAUCAUCAGCAGCACCAUCCUUCGUCAACGGCAGAAGCACCAUCAGCCCACCAUCAUGCCCGGUUCUCAUCACCAUCGUCGUCGUCGUCGUCGUCGCCGUCCAUUCCAAAUACCAACAAUAGCGCCAACAGUAUGCAGCAAAACAUGAUGACAUUCUCAAGCCAUCCCCAGGCCCAGACUAUGGUGGCAGGGACAUCAAGUGUAUUGCGCUUUUAA